ACCGCAGCUGUGACCUCUAAAUCUGCAGGAACAAUAAUGCUUUUGGUGCCUUCAACCAUGGAAUAAUAUUUGCUAUUAAUGUGUUACUUUCUGAAGUAUUCUGCUCUCGCCUUGGCCUAUAUCCCAUGUUUGCUUUGAUGUAGCCAGUCGAGAUAUAUGCAGCAAGUCGCUGACUUGCGAACAACAGUGUCAGCAUGCUGUUCCGAUGUGGUCACAUCAUACGAGAUACGGCCACGUACCGAAAUUAAAGCAGCAUUUAAUAAGUCCUGUACUGUCUGUGUUGACCGAUCUUGCGGACGACAAGCGAUUGAUCAGGAAGUACCUACGACAUCGCAUCUUGCCGUUUUUGAGGGACAUCUAUCGCAGGCCCGAAGUCGGUACUAGCUUUCGUAAUAAAGUCGUGCGACUGAUGACAUCGGUUACCGACGUCAGUCAGUUAUUUGUUGUUUAUAAAUCUUGCUGUUUAGUCGAACGAUUCAUUAAGUACACCGGCUUCGGAAACGCCUUCGGCAUGCUUUCGGCGCGCAGCUUUUUAGUACCAAAGAAACAGGACCUUGACGAAGAAUGUUCGCCGGAUGAGGAUUCAGAGACGGAAGAAUACGCGCAGGCGAAGGAGUUCAUAAAUCCUGUGACCGGAUGCUACGAAGAGCCUCAUCCAAAUCCGACCGAUGACAUGUCCGAGGAACAGAAGGAGUAUGAGGCGAUGGAACUCGUGAAGAAUAUCGACAAGCUCAUGAAGUAA
Messenger RNA from Soboliphyme baturini, 742 nucleotides. The record is from the annotation of a GenBank genome assembly. Lineage: Eukaryota; Metazoa; Nematoda; Enoplea; Dioctophymatida; Soboliphymatidae.